Pundamilia nyererei is the source of this 1974-nucleotide messenger RNA. Its product is annotated as zinc finger protein 99-like. Gene Ontology annotation, molecular function: RNA polymerase II transcription regulatory region sequence-specific DNA binding; DNA-binding transcription factor activity, RNA polymerase II-specific. The record is from RefSeq and is a predicted model, not a curated record. Gene Ontology annotation, biological process: regulation of transcription by RNA polymerase II. The transcript is spliced from 3 exons. The coding region runs from base 108 to 1445 and encodes 445 amino acids. Gene Ontology annotation, cellular component: nucleus. NCBI's taxonomy places the organism in Eukaryota, Metazoa, Chordata, Actinopteri, Cichliformes, Cichlidae.
CUAUACUUUUGUGUCCCAGCUGAGUAACAGGAGGAGAAGAGUCUGGUGGAGCAGCAGAGGAACAGUUUCAGCCAUUUGGACUCAGCUCAGCCACUACAGAGGAAACAAUGACUUCAACACAGGAGGACCAACAUGGAGCAAGAAGUCAGGACUCUCAGGAGGCUGAUGAACUUCAAAGACAGAAAAGAGAAAAGAAAUACACCUGUGAGGAGUGUGGGAAGGAUUUUAGCCGUUCUGGCAACUUAAAAACACACCAAUUCGUCCACAGUGGACUUAAACCGUACAUCUGUGAUUGUUGUGGUAAAGCUUUUAAUCACAGAAGCCACUUACGACGUCAUCAAGUUAUUCACUCUGGAAUGAAAGCGUACAGCUGUGAGUUGUGUGGUAAAGCUUUUGCUGACAAUGGAAGUUUACAGAGUCAUCUAUUUACCCACUCUGGAGUUAAACCAUACAGCUGUGAUCAGUGUGGUAAAGCUUUUGCUCAUAGUAGAAGCUUAAAGAGUCAUCUAGUUACCCACUCUGGAAUUAAGGCAUACAGUUGUGAUCAGUGUGGUAAAGCUUUUGCUUGUAGUAAGUACUUACAAAGGCAUCUAGUUACCCACUCUGGAAUUAAGGCGUACAGCUGCGACAUUUGUGGAAAAACCUUCCGCUGGCCACUCAGCCGUAAUAUUCACCAACGCAUUCACACCAAAAAAGACUUUUGCUUCUGUGAUCAGUGUGGCAAAACCUUUGUGGCAUACAAAUAUUUACAGCAGCACAUGUUUAGCCACACUGAGGAGAGACCUCAUAAAUGUGACCUGUGUGAGAAGACUUUUAAAGAGCCACGUUCCCUGAGACAACAUCAACACAUUCACACCAGAAAGAAACUCUACAAGUGCACUUACUGUGAGAAGCAGAGCGACACAGAUGGAUCCAGUUCUCAACCCUGUCGUCGCUGUGGUGGUGGGAAAGCGUUUCAUUGUGACCUUUGUGGAAAAACUUUCAAUCAUCCAGAUAGCCUAAAACUACAUCAACGUAGACACACUGGAGACAACAUGAAUUACUGCAAAGAGUGUGGGAGAGGCUUCCCCACAUCAAGUGAAUUAAAAAAACAUUAUCUUUAUCACAGUGGGGUUAAAAACCACGUCUGUGACCAGUGUGGUUCAUCUUUCUUCACUGCAAAUCAGCUUAAAGACCAUAAAAGAGUCCACACAGGAGAGAAACCAUAUAAGUGCAGACACUGUGACAAAAGCUUCUCAAGUUCAGGCCAUCGUAAUGUUCAUGAAGAUGCACACAUUGAAGGGAACUUCAGCUGUGACCAGUGUGACAAGAGCUUCAAGAAUCUCAGUUCAUACUCCGCACACAAACGAUCCCACGCUGUAAAUAAACAGUUUCACUGUUACCAAUGUGCAAAAACGUUCACUUCAUUAUCUGCUCUGUGCAAACAUCAGCGUGAUCAUGCAUGACUGAAAUCACUGGAUCACAAUGAAUCUGACGAGACAGAAAGAUCCUCUUCUGGUUUCAGGGUCAGACUUAAACACCUUGAGAUCAGGCUCCACAGAGUUCAGCUGGAGUCUCCUGUAGAGAGUGCAGCUGAUGUCACACUUGGAUCUGAUGAGGUACCUCUGAUUUGGACCUGCAGUGAAUAAUCCUGGAUGUUAAACUAAGGAAGUUGCAAGUAUAGAUGUGUACAUCAAGUGUUUUCUUUUUUCUUUGAGAGAUUUUCAUUCUGUAAAAGAAACUUUAAUGUUGAAAAUGUUUGUCCUAUAGAAAAUAAGAGAGGAGUUGUUGAUUCUUGUUUAACUCUUAUCUGAAUAGCACUUACCUGAGUGCCUUGCCACCUGUUAGCCUACUUCCUAGGCCUUAUUCCUUGAAGAAAAGACUUCUCUGAAGAAGCACUUGUACCUGAGUCAAGUCAUUGUUUAAUCACUCACCUUCACACGUUCUUUAUUGUCAGAUGUCUGCAUAUUGCUGAUUAAACCUACUAAACAUUUU